Molecule: messenger RNA, 1104 nt
Organism: Entamoeba invadens IP1
Lineage: Eukaryota; Evosea; Mastigamoebida; Endamoebidae
Exons: 1
Coding region: 1-1104 (367 amino acids)
Source: RefSeq, a predicted model, not a curated record
AUGUCGACCGAGCAAGUAGCUUCACUUACUUUUGAAUUUGAGACUAUUGCAAAGAAGUUGGAUUACCAAAUCAACUUAACCAAGGCAUACUCAUCAUUAUUCACCCAGAGAGGACAGACGGAAAUUGAUUACGCCAAGCACCUUCUCCAUCAGUGCGGAACUCCACUGAAAGUUGGGAACAUUUUGAUGAAGAGAGACGUUCCUCUUGAUUUGCUUGAAACGACCGCCAAGGUUGCCUUGACCAGUUUUAAUACAAACACGUUGAAAGUAGCUCAGAAACACAACGAAAUGGGUGUCAUCUUUAUCGAACAAGCUUCAAAGCCUCUUGACAACUUGAGCCGAACAAUGGAAGCCAACAGAAAGAGAAUUGUUUCAGAGUUUUUGGCCCGUUUGAAAAAUUCACAAACUUUGGCAAGAAAUGCUGAGAGAGCUGAGGAACAAUACAAGCGUGCAGUUGCUGAGCUUAAACAGGUCACUGCUCAACUUAACACUGCAAUGACGCAGAACGUCGCAAUGGUGGACAGACUUGUUGCUAAGAAACAACAAGUGGUAGCUCGUGUUCAACAAAGUGAAGCAGCUUAUAAAGCCGCUGUUGAAAAGGCGAAUGCUUAUAAUGAAGAGAUGUAUGGGGAACCAGUCAAAAAGAUUAUUGCCAACGCACUUGAUUUGAUGAAGUCGUACUUCACUGGUCUUAAAAACAUAUUUGAUAUUGUUGCCGCACAGUGCUCUGAGUUGUCACCCAUUGUUGAUGAGGCUUUCAAAACAAUCAAGGAAGACGUCACGAAGAUGGACUACGAACAAGACUUAAAACAGUUUGUCGACGCCAACGCAAACGUCCAUAGCCAAUGCGUCUUGGCAGUCCACUUAGACACAACCAUCAACGAGAAGGCCGAAGAUUCUGUUGUUGUGCCACAAGAAAAGAAAGUAGAAGCCCAACCAACUGAAGAGAAGAAAGAAGAAGUGCAGCCCGUUGAAAAGAAGGAAGAGGUGAAAGAAGAACAGAAACCUGUUGAAGAGAAGGCAGAAGACGCCAAACCAGAAGAAAAGAAGGAAGAGAACCCCGUCGAGGAGGACAACAAAGAAGAUCUCCAAGAAAUUGCGUAA